Messenger RNA from Malassezia globosa CBS 7966, 909 nucleotides. RefSeq lists its product as uncharacterized. Gene Ontology annotation, cellular component: ribosome. Lineage: Eukaryota; Fungi; Basidiomycota; Malasseziomycetes; Malasseziales; Malasseziaceae. Gene Ontology annotation, molecular function: structural constituent of ribosome. The coding region runs from base 1 to 909 and encodes 302 amino acids. The transcript has 2 exons. The record is from RefSeq and is a predicted model, not a curated record. Gene Ontology annotation, biological process: translation.
AUGACAGUGUCAACGGUGCCCUCAUUGAACGCCUCUUUACAUACGAGUGCGCCUGCGCUGGAGAGCAAGCGCAAGCGUGCGUCACGUCUACGGCGACAAAAGAACCAAGCACAGCAGAGCAUCAAGCAGCGCAUGUUUGAAAUGUCUGCCCCUGAUCCUGUGCUUGCGCACCGGCUAAACGAUGAAGGCCGUGCGACGUGGGAGAACUCUGAGCUUGCGAAGCUCAUUCUCACGAAAACAGAGGUAUGGGGUCUUAUGGAGGACCGUCGCGGUCGUCUUCAGACAGUCGAACCUACACCUCGUGCGGAAGAAGAUGCUCAAAUCGCAUCAGAUGUCGCCACAUAUGGUGGGCCACGGCGCCUCAAUUUUGGUCUUGACACGUCGGAUCGUCGCACGCUCUUCCAGUCAUUGCCCCGUGUUAUGACCACAGAUCGCGCGCAGGACCUGACAUAUUCCUCGCUUGCUCAUGAAGGCUCUGAUGCGAUGGCCCAGGAUCUUGCACAGCUCGAGAGUGAGCAGGCACAGAGUGCUGAGACGCUCGGCCGCAUUCUCGACUUGAGGAAUGCAAGUGGCAAGGGUAUUCAAGUGGAAAACACUCGUAGGAUUAUCGCACACUUUGGCCGCUCUACAGACAGCGGUAGUCCUGAUACCGGCUCCCCGGAAGUGCAAGCUGCACUACUAACGUACCGUAUCCGCAACCUGGCUGAACAUUUGCAACAAGCUCGGCACGACAAUAGCAACCGCCGCUCCAUGCGCCACUUGGUCCAUCAGCGAGCAAAAAUCCUGCGAUACCUUAAAUCCCGCGACCCUAUCUACUACCAAUCGUUCUUGCCUCGCAUAGGCGUUGAGGCUCGUGGUGUGGAGGGCGAGAUUGUUGUCCCAGGCAAACCAAAGGUCAAGCGUAUGUAG